Messenger RNA from Tribolium madens (black flour beetle), 3471 nucleotides. RefSeq names its product WD repeat-containing protein on Y chromosome-like. The transcript is spliced from 7 exons. Gene Ontology annotation, molecular function: protein binding; calcium ion binding. Bases 16 to 3306 code for a protein of 1096 amino acids. Lineage: Eukaryota; Metazoa; Arthropoda; Insecta; Coleoptera; Tenebrionidae. The record is from RefSeq and is a predicted model, not a curated record.
AUCACCUGUUGAAUCAUGUCUUUUGAGAGAGAGUCGUCCCAUAAAGACCUGGAUGAUAAGUCGGAAAAAUCUCUCGAUGAUGAGGCAAAAGAAUCAAAAGUUGAGCUCCACGAGAGCUUGGAUGAGUAUGACUUAGAAAUCCUCCAUGACAUUUUCGCUAAACAAACAGGAAAAGGUUUYGAUUUGCCCACAUURAAAGAAAUCCUCGAAAAUGUUGGCAAAAUCCAACUCUCCGACGAGGAUUUCAACGUGAUUUUCAUGCGAAUGAACACUGCGAGAAACGGGUUUGUCAACUGGAAUGAAUUUAUCUCAUUUCUAAUUUUGUGUUACGAACAAAAAGAUGUGAAAGCCGAGUUUGAGACCUUGGAGAAUCCGAUUCCGGUUGCGGCCACUCUAGUCAAGAGCAACCAUCGCUAUACCAUCAACAGGAUCACAUACUGUCCGACUGUGCGCCCCGACAGGACYAUAAGUUGGCAYGAUGGUAGUUUUAUGACUUGUAGUCGCGAUGGUACCAUCAACUAUUGGUCACUGGACGUCCAAUUUGAAAGAUCGGUCAAGUCCACGUGUCCUAAUUUACGAGUCCAGCAGACUUGGGUCACCGAUAUGGUGGCCCUACCUGAUGUCAGUGUCGUUUGUACUUCGAGUACUGAACGAGACUUGAGAUUUUACGACACCAGUGCGAGAAAAUUUGAAUUGAGAGUUAUUUUCACAUCAAUUGAGUGGGCUAUCUAUAGUAUGAACUACUGGUUCAGUGACGACCCGAACGAAGAGUCCAAAUUGGUCCUAGGAGACAUGGGGGGUAACAUCCAUGUUAUUUUCAUCGAGUCCUUUGCUCGUGGGCCUUUUCGCAGCCAGUUAGGUCUACCAUUACUUGAAGUUCGAUAUGAUAAAGUAAUCAAAGGACUUGUGGACGGAUUUCGGGUCACAAUUCUCCCAAAACAACACUCAAACGUGAUUUUGCAAAUCCAGUACUACCAUCGCCUCAAUAGUAUCAUUUCGUGUUCCGAAUGCCAGAAAGUGGGGCUCCUGAUGAGAGAUUUGGCUGAAGACAAAGGCAAAUAUGUGUACAAUCUCCCCAAAGGUGCUUGGUGUUUUUCGGUCGAUGGUACCCAAAUGUUGGCGUGUGGUGGUCCUGAUUGUUUGGUACGUCUGUGGAACCCGUUUGUCCCCCAAAACCCCAUUGCGGUGUUAUAUGGCCAUCAUACGGCCAUAUGUUCCAUGAUUUUGCAAGACACAAAAUUUUUGUAUAGUUUGUCUCAGGAUAAGAGUAUCAGGGUUUGGGAUGUGGCCAAGCAAACCUGUGUCCAAAACUAUCUCGGGAUCCCGCAGGAAUUAGGGGAGCAUAGCGAUAUGACCACACUUUACAAUCCCGAGAGUCGGCAAUGGAUCAUAGGGAGUACCAUGUUGGCCGUAAUCCCUCUCAGUCCCAAACAAAGUGGAGAACACACCGAUGGGUUCACGCAUACAGCCGGAGUUUCGGUAGUGCUCUAUAAUCCACUUUUCAAGAUAGUCGUCACUUGUGGCCUCGACAGCCAUAUCAUCGUCUGGAAUCCCUGGGAUGGCCGCCGCAUGAUCGCCAUCAAAGAAGCCCACACGAAAAGCGUCCAUGCUGAAAUAAUCCCAAUUGAAAUAACCGCUGCAAGUUUUGAUCCCGGGUACCAACGUCUAGUAACCGGUGCCCAUGAUGGUUCCCUCAAAAUUUGGAAUUUUAACACCGGAACUUGUCUCCGGAACAUGAAAAUUGAUCAAAACGCCGAGAUCAAAUGCAUAAUUUGGGUAAAACACCGGAUUCUGGUCAUGGGUUGGAACAGAAGAGUGACGGAAUUUGGCGAUAGUGGCGAAGUUGUGGCAUCGGGAGGACAGUUUCAUAAAAAUUGGGAUUUGAGGCACAGUGAAGAUAUCAGUGCUGCUGCUGUGAGGAUUCCCCAGACCAUAGUAACGGGAACUUAUGAUGGGGAGUUGAUAAUGUGGAGGCUUGAGACGGGACAGCCCUACAAGCAAUUUAAUGCGGCUGAUCCCACCACAAGGAUUAAAAUUCAGUACAAGAAGCUGAAGCACAAAGUCGAGGCAAAAGUGAACAAAUUCAGCAAGAAGAAUAUCAUCGCGCGAGCUUUGGGCAAACCAAUCGAAAAAGAGAAAAAAGAAGCCCCAAAACCGAUUCCAGUUGAAGAGGAGGCCGUCAAGCCCAACGUUUCACGCCGUCUUUCCGCAGUCCAAAAACUCAUCGGGCAAAGCUCGACCACUUCGAGUCGAAUCCCUUCGAGGGCUCGACGGGUCUCAACUGUCGUAAUGCCCGAACAGUGUAUGCCUUUGAGGCGACUUGCCAUCCAUUCGGUGCUGUUCCUCAACCACCGACCCAUGGAUCCCGAAAUUGGGACUCUAUUGAUUUCGCUCGAAAACGGGGCGAUUCAAGUGUGGUCCCACCAUAUAAGUGGGGGGUUUCUGACGUCAUUUUCGGCCAUACACAAAGCUGGAGAUUAUGUCAUUUGUAUGGCAACUGACGAGAAGAAUAAUUAUCUCUUCACGGGGUCCAGUGUGGGAUAUAUUAAAACGUGGCUUUUAAAAAACUAUUGUGAGCCAGAAAGGGAAAGAAUAAGCAUGCCAAAACUGAGACUGCAGUUUCCGUUUUUGUGGGGUGAUUUUUUCGCGGGUCGGGCUGCAAGGAUUGCAAGGUCCCAAAACUUGCCGAUGCUUUUGAAUAGUUACAAAGGGCAUUUAAUGACGAUUUCGUAUUUAUCGUACAUUGAUGAUGCCCAAAUCUUGAUAAGUGCCAGUGCUGACUACACCGCUCGAAUGUGGACGCUUGGCGGGCGCUAUUUACAAACUUUGGGGACAUUUAAGAAAUGGAAAAAUGUUCCACAAGGCCACGAAGCGCGACCUGAGGAGUUCCAAUUCACAACACCUCCAGACAUCGAGAGAGUUGGAAGUUCGACAACUCUCCGAGUGCUUCGAGGUGGUGCAACUCUCCGUAAAAUGACUUUCAAACAAAUGCAAGCCAAGGAGGUGAAAGAGUUGACACAUGUUGACCUCAGCAAGAUUUACGGAAAGAGAUUGGAAGAUCCAAUUUUAGGACAUUACUAUAAGCCGUCAGUGAGGACGACGCAAUUUCAUGAAAUUAAAUUUGACACGUCGUUUCCUUACAUUCCUGUUUAUCAACAUUUAAUUAUGCCUCCGUCCCAUAAUUUAACUUUGACUACCCUGAAACCAAAAUCACAAGAGGCUUUGCAGAAUGUGAAGAAACCUUCGAAAGGUGAAGAAGCCGAAAAGAAGGACAAGGAAAGUAAAAGGUCAUCUGGUUCGAAGUAAAUUCGCUUCAAUAAUUAAUUAUAUGAAAAUAAAUUCCCAAACAAAUCUAAGUUUGACAAAAACGUUUUUUACUUUGAAUUUCGUCAAAUAUGGUUGACAGUAGUAGUUUGUGCAAAUAAUUUUAGGUGGGAAUGGAUAAAAAGCUUUUCGUUCAAAUUGUUUAUU